Molecule: messenger RNA, 2665 nt
Organism: Talaromyces proteolyticus
Lineage: Eukaryota; Fungi; Ascomycota; Eurotiomycetes; Eurotiales; Trichocomaceae
Exons: 3
Coding region: 321-2345 (674 amino acids)
Source: RefSeq, a predicted model, not a curated record
CAGGCACCCCGCUAGGCCCAGAGUGGGUGAGUGCUUCUGCCUGCCAGUGACACCUUCAUUCCACUUCAUCGCCCUGGACCUCGCCCUGGCCUCCAUCUCCUCCGCCGCUAUUGUACAGUCUGCGAUCCGAGAUCGCUUAGCAUUGCCUUGGCUGACGACCAUUUACACUCUGUACCUACACGCUUGUCGGCUCCAGCUCCUGCGUCAUACCCGCCAACGGCAAUGUAUCAUCGAGAUAGUUCUUAAGUGACAGCCUGCGAACGUCCUCCAUCAACCCUAUCACAGCCACCCGUUUCCACUGACCCCCCUGCGCUUCCACCAUGCCGUCGAUUUUGUCGGAUGCAGAUAAGGACACGGUGAAGAGAACGGUUCCUAAGCCGGGCAACAAGAUUCUUGCUGUUGGUGUCGCGCGACUCUACGUUGCUCACCCGAACACCCAGAGAUGGACGUAUACAGGGCUCCAGGGCGCUGCCGUUCUUGCUAACGACCUAGUCGGCCACACUUUUUGGCUGAAACUCGUUGAUGUCUCGCCUGCGAGCCGUGGAGUGAUCUGGGAUCAGGAAGUCUAUGAUGGGUUUCAUUACAAUCAGGAUCGUGUCUUCUUCCACACAUUCGAGCUUGAACAGUGUCCCGCUGCCCUAUCCUUUGCCGAUGAAAAAGAGGCAAAGACUUUCCUGAAGAAGAUGCAUGAGCGUGAGAAACAUGCCAGCAAAGAAACCAAAGCGACACCCUUUUCAUCGACUCGGGGACAAGGACCAGCUCCGGUAUCAAAUGGAAAAUCAGGCCGUUCACUUUUCGGCAGCCUCUUGGGUCGAGGCUCAUCUGCCCCAAUGCCCGCCCCAAUGCCCGCACCAGUCGCACCAGUCGCACCAGUCGCACCAGUCGCACCAGUCGCACCAGUCGCACCAGCUGCACCAGCUGCACCACCGCCCAUGAUAGCUCCCAAACAGCCAUCGCCAUCACCAGCCCCAGUGCUAGCCCCAACACCAACACCCCGCUCGUCGUCAUUGGAUCUUACAGACCCGGCGAUUCAGGGAGUACUAGCAGAAUUACGAGGGAUGGGGAUUACUGAUGACCAGAUUAAGGACAAUGAAGACUUUAUUAAAUCCUACAUUCAGCAACAAGCCGACAGUGCUGAUGGAGCGGCAGCCUCGUCUGAAGACCAAAGAAGAGCAAAGCAACCUCCGCCACCCCCACCAACAGCACCUCCACCCCUGAAGGGAGCUGGAAUCGUUCCUCAGACAAUCGUUCCUCAGACAAUCAGUCCUCAAAAUACUGGCGGUAGUGGUGGUCGGCGUGGCCCUCCCCCGCCUCCUCCGUCGCGCCGACGAGCAGAUGCAUCUCCAGCCCCCCAAGAGCCUGAAGCUCCGGCUCCAGCACCUCCCCGAGAACCCUCACCACCAAGGCCUAGGUUUCGAGCACCACCGCCAAUUGCCGAUGCAGGCAGAUUUGCCCAGCCAGUGACUGCCCCUGGUCGACCCCGUGCCUCAUCUAAUGUAACACCUGGACCACCUCCACCUCCACGACCACCAAAGACUCCUUUAGAGGACAACCAGGCCCCGUCACCUCCUCCUAGGGCUCAUGGUGUUGCCCCUCCAUUCCACGGCGACCGCAAAGUUUCCGCUCCGCCAGCACCACCAAGUCGCAGCCCAGCCCAUGCUCCUCCACCACCGCCGCCUCGCGACGCCAGUCCGCAGCUCAGAAAUCCGCAUGGAGCAGCAGCUCCUGUUCCUCCACCGCCUCCAGCAAGAGUUCCUAUUUCUCCUCCGCCUCUGCCUCCAACGAAUUCACGUCCUCCGCCGCCUUCUGGUGCGGUGCCUCCACCAUUCCCUCCACCAUUCCCUCCACCGUCUACAGGCGCGCCAUCAGCACCUCCUCCGCCCCCUCGCUCAGCAGUACCACCACCACCUCCCCCUCCUCCUCCACCUACUGCUGGUGUUCCUCCACCACCACCACCACCACCACCACCUCCUCCACCGUCUACCGGUGUUCCGCCUCCCCCUCCUCCCCCUCCAGGCGGAUCAGGUCCUCCCCCUCCGCCGCCGCCGCCAGGAGGGCCAGCUCCACCUUCUCUACCAUCAGGGGGUGGCGAUGGGCGCGACGGCCUGCUUGCGGCCAUUCGUGCAUCUGGUGGUACAGGUGGUGGAGGAUUGCGAAAAGUCGGGGAUACUGAAAAACGUGAUCGAAGUGCCGCUAUGGUUCCAGGGGGGGCCAGUGAUGCUUCUGCAGCACCAAGUGCUGCGCCUGCCGGUGGUCUGGCGGAUGCAAUACAAGGCGCAUUAGCGAAACGGAAACAGAAAGUCAGCGGCAGCGAUGACGAAAAGGAGGACGAUGAUGAAUGGUAAUGCAGAUGUUCGUAUAUAUAUACCUAUUUUCGAAUCACCGCCAGCAGCAAAGGUAGUUAAGCCACUCAUUAUCGGCGUUUGGGAAUUUCGGCGCAUAUCUAUGCUUAACUAUACCGUACGUAGUCGCGCUGUAUGCGUUGAUGGCAAACAUGGACAUACAAUCAUGUUAGAUAGAACCGCGCUGCUAGCGUAGAAAUCUAACGACCGAACAAUCAUUUGGACUACAUUCGAUUGUAUCAUCAUAACAAUAUGUGCAGAUGUGGUAAUUUUAGAUGUGACGGCAUUGGCCCAAUCGCCGGCGUUACGUUAUUCCGCUUAUC